AUGACUUCCAUUCAGGAAGACACUGAAGAUUAUUUCAACAUCGAUUUCAGAGUUAUUUCUCAUGCAACUUCACCUGAGACGGGGCUUCAUGAAUCAACAUCGUUUCCCGUGUUUGAAUCACCUUUCUUGAUGCCAUGCGAGGAAUUACUCCAAGAUGUUCCCGGAUUUCUUCGCAGAAAUUUAGCCAAUUAUCUCAAUGAGCCAGACUUUCAUCUGCUAGCUUCUCAAAUCAUAUCUUACUAUCAAGAGGCACUCCAAUAUACUAUCUUUCAAGCUGCCAAUUCUCGUAUAAUACCUUUAAAUCUUGAUAUAUUAUUACCCUCUCAAUACGAAGCAAAUCAAGAUUUGAUUGAGAUUGGUGACGAUGAUCCUGAGUUGAUGGAAGUGUAUCAAGCUAUAGAGCAAUCCAUGCAACAAUUAUCUACAAGACCAACUUCAAAUAAGGCAAUAGCAUCGCUCAAGAAAUUGAAAAUUUCCAGAGACGAAAUGAAGGCAGACUUGUGCAGCAUUUGCUUAGAAAAUUUUGAAGACGACGAAGAUGCCUCAGCAAUGCCAUGCAACCAUAUUUAUCACCGUGAUUGUAUUGUAACAUGGCUGAAAACAAAUCACACAUGUCCAUUGUGUCGCUUUCAAAUGCCUGUGGAAUGA
Prosopis cineraria is the source of this 648-nucleotide messenger RNA. RefSeq names its product probable E3 ubiquitin-protein ligase RHC2A. Gene Ontology annotation, cellular component: cytoplasm. The record is from RefSeq and is a predicted model, not a curated record. Gene Ontology annotation, biological process: protein ubiquitination. NCBI's taxonomy places the organism in Eukaryota, Viridiplantae, Streptophyta, Magnoliopsida, Fabales, Fabaceae. The coding region runs from base 1 to 648 and encodes 215 amino acids. The transcript has a single exon. Gene Ontology annotation, molecular function: ubiquitin protein ligase activity; zinc ion binding.